Molecule: messenger RNA, 1230 nt
Organism: Homarus americanus (American lobster)
Lineage: Eukaryota; Metazoa; Arthropoda; Malacostraca; Decapoda; Nephropidae
Product: basic salivary proline-rich protein 2-like
Exons: 3
Coding region: 1-1230 (409 amino acids)
Source: RefSeq, a predicted model, not a curated record
AUGAGGGCUUAUGGGGCGCUGGAGCCACCACAGGCCCUGCCAGCGGCGGCUUUGCUCCUAGGAUCCCUCCCACGGACAGCAGCGUCCCUUGGUUUCCUGCCAGGGCGGGGUUGUGUCCCCAGAAGACCUUCCAGGGCAGGUGGCGCCCCCAAGGGCCGGGCCAGGGGUGGUAGUGCUCCAUGGGGCCCUCCCAGGGGCAGUGGUGCCUCCAGGGGACCUCCCAAGGGCGGUGGCGCUAACAGGGGCCCUGCAAGGGCGGAGGUGUCCAUAAACCCUGCCAGGGGGAGCGGAACCGCCACGGGACCUCCAAGUGGCGGUGGCUCCCCAGGGGACCUUUCAGGGGCAGCGACACGCACAGGGGACCUCACAGGUGCAGAGGUACCCCAGGGGCCGUCCCAGGGGCGGUGGUGCCACCAGGUCGCCCGACAAGGAGCGGUAGUGCCCCCAGGGGCCCUUCCAGGGGCGUUUGUUCCUCCAGAGGCCCUCCCAGAUGGGGAGGCCUACCUAGGGGCCCACACAUGGGUAGCGGCGCCCUCUGGGGCCCUCCGAGAGGCAGCAGCACCCCAGGGGCCCAUACAGGGGUUAUGGCGCCCAUCAGAGUCCCUCCCAGGGGAAGCAGUGACCCCAGAGGCCCUCCCACAUGCCGAGGCGCCCCACGGGCCCUCCCAGGAGCAGAGGUGUCCCCAAGGUCCCACCCAGGGAUGGGGGCGCCCUCAAGAUCCAUGCCAGGCGGGAUCGCCCCCAGGAUCUAUGCCAGGGGCGGUGGCGCCACUAAGGGCCUUCAUAAGGGUGGAUGUGCCCCUAGGGCUUCUCCUUAGGAGCAUUAUCCACUUUCCAGGUUCCCUCCCAGGGGCCCUGCCAAGGACGAUGGCGUCCCUGGGGCGCUCUUACUGCUGUGGCAGUGCCCCAGGGACCCCUCAAGCGGUGGCGCCCUCAGCGGCCCUCCCAGGGACAGCAGAGCCCCCAGAACCCCUUCUAGGGACGGCUAGGGCCCGAGCCUUCCCAAGGGCCCUCUCAGGGGCAGCUGCCACCGUAGAGCCCCUGCUAAACUGUAUUGGCGCCUCUAGGGGCCCUCCCAAGGGCGGUGUUGCCCCCAAGGGACCUCCCAGGAGCGGCGUCGACCCCCGGGGACCUACCAGGGGCAGCCGCACCUCAUGGAGCCUUCCCAGGAGCCCUCCCAGGGGCAACUACGACCCCAGGGAUCCUGUCAGUGGGUAUGGGUGCCUCUAG